AUGCCAUCAGAAGAUACAAAGGAAACGAUAGCAAAAGUCGUCGAGCUUGGACGAGUCGUGCUUCAUUAUGGCUGGAUACCUCUGAUUAUCCACGUCGGCUUCUCUCGAAGUAACCCGCAGCCGUCUCUAAUCAAACUGAUCAGCCCACUCGCGUAA
Messenger RNA from Guyanagaster necrorhizus, 156 nucleotides. RefSeq lists its product as uncharacterized. The record is from RefSeq and is a predicted model, not a curated record. Bases 1 to 156 code for a protein of 51 amino acids. Gene Ontology annotation, biological process: protein insertion into mitochondrial outer membrane; protein import into mitochondrial matrix. The transcript is spliced from 4 exons. NCBI's taxonomy places the organism in Eukaryota, Fungi, Basidiomycota, Agaricomycetes, Agaricales, Physalacriaceae. Gene Ontology annotation, cellular component: mitochondrial outer membrane translocase complex; mitochondrial outer membrane.